Molecule: messenger RNA, 1719 nt
Organism: Varanus komodoensis (Komodo dragon)
Lineage: Eukaryota; Metazoa; Chordata; Lepidosauria; Squamata; Varanidae
Gene: TFE3
Product: transcription factor binding to IGHM enhancer 3
Exons: 8
Coding region: 259-1584 (441 amino acids)
Biological process (GO): positive regulation of DNA-templated transcription; humoral immune response; regulation of osteoclast differentiation
Cellular component (GO): nucleus
Molecular function (GO): RNA polymerase II cis-regulatory region sequence-specific DNA binding; protein dimerization activity; DNA-binding transcription factor activity, RNA polymerase II-specific
Source: RefSeq, a predicted model, not a curated record
UGCCUCCUGUUUCAGAGGCUGUAUGUCUGUGUGCACCAGUUGAUGGGGAACCUGGUCAGGAGAGGGCUGUUGUUACCGUGUGGGCAGCUGGUUGGCUACUGUGUGAACAUAUGCUGGCCUAGGUGGACCCUUGCUCUGGCCCAGGCAGGCCCUCCUUAUAUCCCCAGGUAGUCUAACCCACCUGGAGGGUAUCACAGUGCUGCACUAGUGGCACUAUGGGAGCAAGCACUGCCCAGGACACGCAAUACGAUAACCCUGAUGGCUUCUGCUAAUCUUCUUCUCCUGCGUUCCUCCAGCCCUCCUAGUGCUCCAGCCCAAGGUCCCAGCAUGUCGUCCCGGGUGCUUCUCCGGCAGCAGCUGAUGCGGGCGCAGACGCAAGAGCAGGAGCGCCGAGAGCAGCAGCAGGCAGCUCAGUUCACUUCUGCACUGCCUGCACCUUCAACGCCUGCGAUUUCCGUGAGCCCACUGGCCCGCCCUGCACCUGCCCAGGUUCCUGUGGAGGUCCUAAAGGUUCAGACCCACCUGGAGAACCCCACAAAGUACCACAUCCAGCAAGCGCAGCGGCAGCAAGUCAAGCAGUAUCUUUCUACAGCCAUGGGCAGCAAGAUGGCAACACAAGCUUUAGCCGGGGCCAGCCCUGGGGUGCCAACUCGCUCCCCGCAAGCAGCAUCAGCUCCUGAGCCCCAACAUGGCUUGGCUCCACAGCAGGGAGCAGCUGGGGGUGCCGGCAGUGCCCCUAAUAGCCCCAUGGCUAUGCUGAAUAUUGGCUCCAGCUCUGAAAAGGAGAUCGAUGAUGUAAUUGAUGAGAUCAUCAGCUUGGAAUCCAGCUACAAUGAUGAAAUCCUCAACUAUGGUGGCCUACAGGUGCCCAGCACUCUGCCCGUCUCUGGCAACCUCCUGGAUGUGUACAGCAACCCGGGGAUGAUAGAGCCAGCAGUCACCGUCAGCAAUUCCUGCCCAGCCGACCUGCCUAAUAUCAAGAGAGAGAUGUCAGAAAAUGAAGCCAAAGCAUUUCUGAAGGAAAGGCAGAAGAAAGACAACCAUAAUCUAAUUGAGCGGCGGCGGCGAUUCAAUAUCAAUGACCGAAUCAAAGAACUGGGAACCCUCAUCCCAAAAUCUAAUGACCCGGAGAUGCGCUGGAAUAAAGGAACCAUACUGAAGGCCUCGGUGGAUUACAUCCGGAAACUGCAGAAGGAACAACAGCGCUCAAAGGAAAUGGAGAUCCGACAGCGCAAGUUGGAGCAGGCAAAUCGUAGCCUGCAGCUAAGAGUGCAGGAGUUGGAGCUCCAGGUCCAGAUGCAUGGGCUGCCUUUGACUUCCGCCCAAGGGCUGCUGACACAGUCUUUGGGAGGUGACCCAACUCCCUCAUUUGCGGACUCACUGGACCUGCCCUUCUCAGCCGAGGACCUGGGGCUGGAUCUUGCACUGGGAUCAGACGGAGGACCGCUUCAGGAUGUGCUCAUGGACGAUGGGACCACCUUAUCUCCGCUUGGUGCCUCUGAUCCGCUACUCUCCUCUGUCUCCCCUGGAGCUUCCAAGGGCAGCAGCCGCCGUUCCAGUUUCAGCAUGGAGGAUGAUUUGUGAUGGCAGCACUUGGACUUUGGUGAUGGGAAAGGAGCUGGAUAAGGUCUUGCCUAACACUCCUGGACCCACCCCUGCUCAGACUUUUCCUCUUAUCCUGAUCCAGCUCGCAUCUCAGAGGCUCCUCCCCUCUGCUGC